Molecule: messenger RNA, 2461 nt
Organism: Pelmatolapia mariae (spotted tilapia)
Lineage: Eukaryota; Metazoa; Chordata; Actinopteri; Cichliformes; Cichlidae
Gene: scarb2a
Product: scavenger receptor class B, member 2a
Exons: 15
Coding region: 831-2423 (530 amino acids)
Biological process (GO): protein targeting to lysosome; receptor-mediated endocytosis
Cellular component (GO): cytoplasm; lysosome; plasma membrane
Molecular function (GO): scavenger receptor activity
Source: RefSeq, a predicted model, not a curated record
AUUUUUUACUCUGCUUGUUUGAACAGAUGCUGCCCCCUCCUGUAGCCCCCAUCCUCUGGGAUUGCCAUAAGGCUCAGCACAAUGAGCAUCAUGCGUGGGUUCAGCCGUGUCCUCACAAGCCGCUGAGAAUCCACUUUCCUCCCAGCGGAGAGCGUCACAUCGUCCGGUUCCCCCUUUAUAGAAGCCCCGCCCAGAAAUCAGUCGAUGAAUUCAACAUCGUACUCACCAGCGUCUGACCAAUCAGCGCCUGAAGGGGGUGGUCUCGAGACGGUGGUCCGGGAGGACGAUAACCAAUGAAAACGUCUGCUGGUCGGACAAAGGGCUCGCGUCAACAAUCGUUGGUUGCUUGAAUGGGACAUUAUUCAUGUCCACGCGGUUCGUAUUUAAGGAGCCUACCCAAACGACGCUGUUCGCCUCUCGCCUGACCGGGUACAUUAAUACGUAGAGGAAGGGGAGGAGGAGGUCAGCUCCUUUUCUGCGUCCCGGUGUACCGAGAGCUGCCGUUUCAUUUCAUCACCGCCUCCGAGCAGCUCCGUCUUCUCUCUCUCUAGGUACCAGAUUUUAGUAGUAUCUGGUAUUUUAAUGAAGAAGUGCCAACAUUUUUGAUACACAUUUCCUCCUCCACCUCGCCGCUGCCUGACUGUGGAGCUCACGCCGGAGCCGUUAAGAGAGAAGUUUAAACCCUAGCUGCUGCUCAGGAGACUGCGGUUACACCGUCCCACACCUCCCCUUCGCCGUCUCUAGUUGAAGAUUUUUGGAGAAUACCGUCCAAAAGUUUUUGGUUUCUUUUUUUCUGUGUGCCAAGAGGACAGCAAAAGACGCCCGGCAGCAUGACUCGGAGAUCCUGUGCCAUUUACGCCACCGGCUUCAUCUGCGCUCAUCUCCUGAUAGUGGGAAUCGCCCUGGUCGUGGCUCAAGUCUUCCAAACCAUGAUCCACAGCCGCUUAAAAAAGGAAAUUACUUUAACAGAGAAGAGCCAAGUGUUUGAGUCAUGGAAGAAUCCACCUCCACCUGUUUAUAUGGAGUAUUACUUCUUUAACGUCACCAAUCCAGAGGUGUUCAUGGCAGGUGGGAAGGCAUCUGUUAAACAGAUCGGACCUUAUACUUACAGGGAGUACAGGCCACGGGAAAAUGUAACCUUCCUGGAAAAUGGCACCAAGGUUUACGCCUUGAACCCAAAGACUUUUGUCUUUGUGCCUGAGAAGUCCGUCGGAGACCCACAGGUUGACAUCGUCAGGACUGUCAACAUCCCGUUUGUGGCGAUAAUGAACGAGCUGAAGUCCUACUCCUUCUUCUUGCGAACUAUUGUUUCCAUGUACAUGAACGGCCUGGGUAUUGAACUGUUCAUGACCCGCACUGUGCACGAGGUUCUGUGGGGCUUUAAAGACCCUCUUCUCACAAAAGUCCACUCCAUGAAGCCUGAAGUAGAUGAAUAUUUUGGGCUAAUGUGGAAGAAAAACGGCACCCAUGAAGGAGAGUUUGUGUUCCACACCGGUGAGCAGAAUUACUUGGAUUAUGGGAAGAUCGACACGUGGAAUGGCCUGAGGGAAAUGUCGUGGUGGUCAUCCAAUCAGAGCAACAUGAUCAACGGCACCGAUGGCGCAGUUUUCCACCCGCUGAUAAACAGGAACGAGUUGCUCUACAUCUUCGCUGCUGAUCUCUGCAGGUCUAUUCAUUUAGCCUACGUGGAAGACGUGGAGGUGAAAGGGAUUCAAGCGUACCGCUUUGCACCCCCUAAUGACGUCCUCAUGAGCCCCAAAAACAACCCCGCUAACGCGGGCUUCUGUGUGCCAGCUGGUGACUGUCUCGGCACCGGGGUGCUUAAAGUCAGCGUUUGUCGAGAAGGCGCUCCCAUCGUGGUGUCCUUCCCACACUUUUAUCAGGCUGACCCCGCUUACAUCAACGCCAUCGAUGGCCUUAACCCCAACAAGGAGGAGCACGAGACGUAUCUUGAUCUGCAGCCGACGACAGGAGUUCCCAUUCGUGCCUGUAAGAGAGCUCAGCUCAACAUCAUUCUGAAGAGAGUCCAAGGCUUUCCCAAAACGAAGAACAUCACCGAGACCAUUUUCCCCAUCAUGUUCGUCAAUGAGACGGCGACUAUUGACGAUGAGUCAGCAGCCCAGAUGAGGUCACUGCUCCUCAUCGUGACUCUUGUGUCCAACUUCCCCGUCCUCAUCGUGGGCUUGGGCAUCAUCCUGCUGCUCGUGUUUCUCGUCUUGUUCUGCCGAAACCGCCAGAAGAAGAAUGAAGUAAAACGUAUUGAUUUUAAUGAAGCUUUUCAUUCUUUUGCUACGGCGAAAGAUGACACGGCCUACACUCCGGUCAGCGACAAAACGGACGAAUCGUCAGAGACGCCGGCCAGCCAGCCAAUGAAGAACGGUUCCUACAUUGCCAUGUCUCCAGUGGAGGCACAGAAGUGUUGAUCGAGGAUCCCCUCAGGAAGGGGGCUGAGGAAGCAGAA